Messenger RNA from Clunio marinus, 234 nucleotides. The record is from the annotation of a GenBank genome assembly. NCBI's taxonomy places the organism in Eukaryota, Metazoa, Arthropoda, Insecta, Diptera, Chironomidae.
AUGAUUUGUGAUGGUUAUUCUUUAUUAAGACAAACUAUUUUGGGACAGCACAACAAUUUAGCACCUCUGGAACAACAAGCACUGUCAAGUUCCGAAACAUUUUUGCAUACUGAUUUUCCCAUGCCAUUUGCUCAAAGUCAGAGCAACAGCAACAGCUCAAAAACUUUCGAGUGGUUGCCUUUUGGUUUUCCUUAUUCUGUAUUUUCAAGCAAGCUUCUUCUUCAUUUACAAUAA